Messenger RNA from Moneuplotes crassus, 1300 nucleotides. Lineage: Eukaryota; Ciliophora; Spirotrichea; Euplotida; Euplotidae. The record is from the annotation of a GenBank genome assembly.
UUUGCUGACUAUAUCUAUUGAAUUAUAAUAAUUUCAAAAUGUCAAGUCAGUACUGUGUCAUUUGAUUCACAAAUUCCGUCGAUAUUCCCAUGUUGUGAGGAUCUUAUAUCUGAGGCCCUUGCAUUACUGAAUGGGCGAAGAGCAAACUCAUUAUGGAUAGGCUAUCAGGACAGGUGACUAUCCCUUGUCCUAAUUACCAAUGCGAGCAUAGCUUGAGCCAUAUAGAUUUAAUCACCUUUCUUGGAAUAGAAAUGUUUGAAAGCAUAAAUGAGCAGUACACACAGAUCUACCUCAGUAACACUGAGGAUAUCAGAAGAUGCCCUAACGAAGAGUGCAGCUAUGCCGGUAUGAUCAAGAUGGAGUCUUGUAGUGAUAAGCUAAGAUGUAAUAAAUGUUCCUUUGAAUGGAGAGAAUAUUCCCAACUCACCGACUCUCAGAAGAUGAUUAAGUCUGUCAAAGACUUUCUUACAUUUAAAUCCGAGACCUUUAGCUACAUUAAUGAAGUCCUAACAGGAGUCCCUUGUCCUAAGUGAGGUCUUGUGAUUUGGAAAGAUGGUGGCUGUAAUCACAUGGUCUGACAAAAAUGCAAGCAUGAAUUUUGCUGGAGCUGACUUGGCCAUUACCCUGGAUAUAACCAUAGAGAGGAGACUUUUUGCCCUUUGAGACAAUUUAUCAUUUACCUUAUUCCAAUUGUUGCUUUUGUGACAUUGGAUUACAAGCUAUGCUCACAUGUUUCCUUGGUUUCAUGGAUCCAUUCUUUGUUGUACUCUGUUGUGCAUUUCUUGUUCUUCUAUUUCUUGAUGCCUAACAUCCUCGUGCUGAUCUGCUUCCUGGAGGCACUAUUCAUUGGCUGGACAGUAGAAGGGUUCCGUGAAUGGUCGACUCUCCCUCAGAGAAGGAUGGCGUACUUUACCUCAAUUCUGGUAGUUGUGUAUCCAUUUACAUAUUGAUAUUUAUGGUACAAGAUUUUGAUAUCAGACAGGCUCUUCUAUCUUGCAAGUUCUAUAUGGUACGAGAUUCUAAUCGUGCUUGCUGGAGUUUGCUUAGUACUGGCUGGGUUCAUCCUGUAUCAUGCUCUAAGACUGGUUAUCAGGCUUGCGGCUAAAAUUAUUACCAAGUUAAUAAGUGUUCUUUCUGGCAUCACUUCCAAAAUCAAGACUAAUCUGACUAAGAUCAGAAAAGCUGUUUAUUUGACUAAGAACGAGAAGAUCAGAAGAGAGGCUGCAAGAGGUAUUCACCAAAGAGCUAAAUGGGGUUCAAAAUUAAAAACUGAAUAAUCCUGAAAUUCAAUAUGCGAAUA